Penicillium angulare is the source of this 288-nucleotide messenger RNA. RefSeq lists its product as uncharacterized. Bases 1 to 288 code for a protein of 95 amino acids. The transcript has 3 exons. The record is from RefSeq and is a predicted model, not a curated record. NCBI's taxonomy places the organism in Eukaryota, Fungi, Ascomycota, Eurotiomycetes, Eurotiales, Aspergillaceae.
AUGAAACAGGGCACUGUGAAGGGUUUGGAGGUGAAAUAUUGUAAAGUGAUCGCUUCACACAUGGCCAAUUCCAUGAGCAACUACUACCUUUGCUCUUACCUCAAACUCUGUCUCUACCUCUAUUUAUACUUCUACCUCCCCGUGCUGCUCGGUGGGUUCGGUGCUUGCUGUGGGAGCUUUCCCAAGGAACGGCUCGGGGUCGGUAUCGGUGCCCUCGGCGUGGCUGGUCCUCUUGCUGCCACCGCCCUCGCGGAUGCUGCUUUCGUUGCCAGCCGCCUUCGGAGAUAG